This is a messenger RNA of Oppiella nova, 4557 nucleotides long. The record is from the annotation of a GenBank genome assembly. Lineage: Eukaryota; Metazoa; Arthropoda; Arachnida; Sarcoptiformes; Oppiidae.
CACAGACAAUGCAAUCACACAAUCACUUCACACAAUGUUUUCCUAUCCAUUGGUUUGUGUUGUGUUUCAUGUGUCUGAAGACCACCGAUGAGACACUUGUGACACAAUUGAGGCCAUAAUAUGCAGAACCACAGCCACAAUGAGUCCAAACUGAUCUGCGAUUCACCGCUUUGGGACAAUGAGGUGUUUUGGUGGACAACGAGCCCACGACUCACCGAUUGCUUCCGACAGACACUUCUCAUCACAUUUGGUCCGAUAGUUCUGCUUCUGUUGACUCCUUUCGACUUCCGGUACUUUGUCUGCAAAGCCGUCACUCUAUCGAUUCCAUGGCGUCCCAGAAAUGUCUCAUCGGCGGUCUUAAACUUAGUGAUGAUAUCAAUCAGUUUCUGGCAUUUGCUUCGUUCCGUUUGGAAAGACGUGGACUUCUGGAGCACUGUCUUCGAGCCAAUGGUGGACUUCUUGGGCCUAUCGAUGGCAUACUUCCUGCAGAUCUAUUACCGGCGAAACGGGCGCCGGAUAUCGAUAGCCCUUCAGGUGUUUUGGUUGAUAACAGCCGUGGUGUCGAUAAUACGCCUCUAUUUGGAGCACAACCUCACGGACACCACAAUCACCCACAACACCAAUCAUUUGACUUAUCUGAUCGUCUAUUGUGUGUAUAUCUCGCUGUCAGUCAUACUCUUCCUCUUAUCGCACGUCUGUGACGAACCCUCCCAUCGAUACGUAAUCACCUCUUCGACAAACACCCACUCCUUCUGUGCCCUCGAGAACGAGUCGGCCCUCUCGAGGGUCACCUUCCUAUGGGUCCUCACAUUCCUCCGCAAAGGCUUUCACCGGAAACUCCAAUUCAAAGACUUGAACCGUAUUUGUCACUCAAUUAAAGCCAAAUACGUGUCGACACUGUUUCACAAAAUCUAUUCGCAAUACAACUCAAGACCUAAUACUCGAUCUCAUCGAAAGCCGAAACGCCUUCUCCCGGUGUUAUGGUGUCUGAGCUAUAAAUAUGUUUUAUUUGCUGUAUUACUGUUGGUUGUAUACCUACCGGCGCUAUACGGUCAGCCGUAUAUUCUCAAUAAAUUGAUAGACUUUCUGAAUGAUCCCAAAGACCUCUUAUGGCACGGAAUUGUCUUCUCCGUUGGAUUCGGUGUUUUAGGUGUUAUUUCAACCGUUAGUUACCAACAGAUCAAUGCUCUGAUGGAAAACACUGCCAUCAGAUGUAAGUCAGCACUCAUUUCAGUCAUUUACCGCAAAAUGUUUUGCUUGAGUCCCGGCUCAAGAUCUCAGUACACUUCCGGAGAGAUUAUUAACUUAAUGGCCGUCGACUGUAAUGAGAUUUUCAAUUUCAUUAAGAUAUCAUUAAAUUUAGUGAUAGUUCCCAUCACUGUGUCCAUCGGUUUAUACUAUUUAUGGCAAUAUUUAAGACUCGCAUCUCUAGGCUUAGUGGCGGUUAUGGUGUUUGUCAUACCAUUCAACGUACUCUUUGGUCACAUAUUAGACAAAUUGCAGAAAAAUCAGAUGUCUUUCAAAGACAAACGAAUGUCAAAAAUAGGCGAAAUUGUAAACUCAAUUAAAUUGAUUAAAUUGAAUGCUUGGGAAGAGGUGUUCAUUGAACAAGUGAAUCAACUGAGAGACUCGGAGUUAAGGGCGCAGAGAAAGAUGGCUAUUCUUUACGCGUUCAUAGUGUUGGUGUGGAUUAUGGCACCGGUACUAUCGGCCAGUGCCUGCUUUAUUGCCUAUGCUUUCAUGGAGUAUUCAGAUUUCAAUAUAAAAACCAUUUUUGUGUCGCUCUCUAUACUAAACAUAUUGCGGAACCCAAUGGCUAAUAUCCCAUCGGUUAUCAAUGGUCUCAUUCGCGCCACCGUUUCACUCAACAGACUUUCAAAGUUCUUGAGCGCAGAGGAAUUGGUCUACAAAUCCAUUAGACGUAAAAGAUAUGACAGUUUUAGUGUUUGCAUAGAAAACGCAAGUUUUGGCUAUAGUUUAGAUGAAGCGGCGGUACUCAACGACCUGACCAUCAAUAUUAAAAGGGGAUCACUAGUAGCUAUUGUUGGCGAAGUGGGCGCCGGGAAGUCAACCCUGUUAUCGGCCAUUAUAGGUGUUGUUCACAAACUAAGCGGUGAUUUAAAAGUAAACGGGAGUCUCGCUUACGUUUCACAAACCGCGUGGAUUCGUAACAUGAAGUUAAAGGACAAUAUAAUAUUCACUUCGGAUGAGGACGAGAACCGGUAUGAAGACGUGAUCAGCGCCUGUGCUCUGCGACAAGAUAUAGCUGUUCUGCCGGCUGGGGACCAGACAAUGGUUGGCGAGGGAGGCAUUACUCUGAGUGGAGGUCAGAGGCAAAGGGUUAGCUUAGCGCGAGCUAUAUACCAAAAUUGUGAUAUAUAUCUGUUGGACGACCCGCUGUCCGCUGUGGACGCGCACGUCGGCCAACACCUGUUCCAAGAAGUAAUUGGUCCCAAAGGACUACUUCGACAUAAAACCCGUUUAUUAUGUUUACAUAACACGAGGUAUCUUCCGGAUUGCGAUCAAAUUAUUGUGUUAAGAGAUGGAGAGGUUGUCGGUUACGGGAACUAUAGCGAACUGUCAUCCCUUGGACUUCUCCAUCAAAUUAAUACAUUAGACGAAUAUAGCGAUCAAAUGAACGACAAAUCAUUUUUAACCAAUUCAAACACGUUGUAUCAAAAGUUAGCCCAUAAGAGUUCAAUCAAUAGUGAAUCCAUUGAUGUAGGGUUACCAUCAACUAGUGAUGAGAUAACUGUCACAUCAGUCGAGAGCUCAGAGCCGUCUGAACCGAUAAAUACAAGCGAUGACGAAGAAGUGGUAUAUUUGGGAAGUGUUCUCUGGAAUGAUUACUACCGAUACAUAUCGAGCAUAGGAUUCAUAUUAUUUGUGACAAUCAUUUUGUUCAGAUUUGGUUCAAACGGCAGCGAAAUUGCGCUUAACUAUUGGUUGAGUUUGUGGUCAAAUCAUAAUACGUCCGAUAUUACUGACAGAAACUUUAAUUUUAUAAUCUAUGGCUCACUUUUGGUUAGCGAAGGAAUUUUCAUACUAUUGGGAAAUAUUGUCUUAUUUGUGGCCACAAUCAGAGCUUCCAGACGAUUACAUUUGAGGGCAAUGUAUGGUGUAUUGCGAUCUCCGCUAUCAUUCUUCGAUAGGACACCAAUGGGACGGAUAUUAAACCGUUUCAGUCGUGACAUAUCGAGUGUCGACGAAUCGAUUCCCGAUUUUCUUAUCUCUUUAAUCGAUAUCUUAACCCUAUUUGCAGUCCUCUAUGGUCUCGUGUUUUACAAUUUCAGAUACUUAUCACUAGUGCUGUUGGCUAUAAUAGCAGUGUUUUAUUUAAUUUAUAAAUUUUAUUUAAGGACUUCCCGUCAGAUGCGGCGAAUGGAAUCGAUCAGCAAUUCCCCUCUUCAGAGCCACUUCUGCGAGAGCAUCGCCGGCGUCGACACUAUCAUAGCCUACAAUGUUUUGCCACAAUUUAUCAAUGGGUCGAACAAAGAGAUUGAUUUGAGUCUCAACUGCUAUUAUCACAGAAUUUCGCUUAAUUUAUGGCUAAGAAUUUGGUGUCAAAUAAUUGGCUCCUUUAUCACAACAAUUAUCUCCGCGUAUUUGGUGUGGAAUCGCAAUCACAUCGCCAUUGGUUUGGCCGCUCUAUUGAUGAUCUAUAGCGUGGAGACUGUACUCAACAUUUCGUAUACCAUCAGAAUAAUGGCUGAUUUGGAGACUAAUAUGAUAUCUGUUGAGAGACUCCGAGAGUUCUGUGAUUUGUCUCCAGAAAACGAGUGGAAGUCGUUAGCCGUUCACAAGCCGUCCCGCCAUUGGCCACAAAGCGGUCGCAUUGAAUACAAAAGUUAUUCAACUGCUUAUAAAAGUGGUCACAAAUCGGUCCUAAAAGACAUUAGUUUUACGAUAAAUAGCGGCGAAAAGGUGGCAGUUGUUGGCCGUACCGGCGCUGGAAAGUCAUCGCUAGUUCUGUCAUUAUUCCGCAUCAUUGAGCCAAUCGGCGGACAAAUACUAAUCGACGGCUUAGAUGUGACGCGAAUUGGUUUACAUGACUUGCGAUCGCGUCUGACAAUCGUUCCGCAAGAGUCGACACUCUUUGCGAAUACAAUUCGAGUCAAUUUGGAUCCGUUGGGUGAGUGCGAUGACCACCAAUUGUGGGCCAUUUUGGAUGACUUGAAUUUAAGCCAAUUUGUGGACUCAUUGCCCGACAAAUUGGAUUAUAAUGUGACCGAAAAGGGAGAGAAUUUAAGCGCCGGUCAAAAGCAGUUGAUUUGCUUUGGAAGAGCUCUGCUCCGGAGGACAAAGAUUGUGGUGUUGGACGAGGCGACCAGUUCUUGCGAUUUGGAAACGGAUCGCACGAUUCAGAAGAUAAUUAGACAGAAAUGGAGCGAAUGUACAGUCAUUUCAGUUGUUCACAGAUUGGACUCAAUUCUAGAUUAUGACAAAGUUUUGGUCAUUGAUUGCGGAUCUCUUGUUGAAUACGAUUCACCCGAAAGGCUACUCUUGGAUACCAAUUCAUUGUUUUUCAGACUCGCAAAGGACGCCAAAAUUAUUUGA